This is a messenger RNA of Brassica oleracea var. oleracea, 1886 nucleotides long. RefSeq lists its product as uncharacterized. Lineage: Eukaryota; Viridiplantae; Streptophyta; Magnoliopsida; Brassicales; Brassicaceae. The transcript has 9 exons. Gene Ontology annotation, molecular function: RNA binding. Bases 1 to 1749 code for a protein of 582 amino acids. The record is from RefSeq and is a predicted model, not a curated record.
AUGAAGUUGAGUAUCCUCUUAGUGAAGCUCUACGCUUUAUUUAAAUUCAUCUUCAACAGAACCAGUUCUGAGAGAAAAGCUAGUGCUCUGCAGAAAGUGGCAACCGACAUACAAGGGACUGUAGAUAGUUUGAAACCAAAUCAUCCAUCAACUAGCGGUUCAGUUAUGCAGAAUGCACGCAAUGCCAGUGAUCUCUCUGGUCAUAAACAAUUGGCUAGGAAACAAUCUACACUUGCAGAAGAAAGGUCUAACAAGGAUUCUGGUCGGCUUGAUGGUGAACUUGACAGUUUUAGCGCUUCGGGUUCUAGGAGAAAUGAUUGCCACGUCAGGAAAGACCAAGACGAUGAGGUUCGAAAGCAAUUGGCUAAACAAAAACCAAGGCUUGCUGAUGAAAGAUGCAGUAAAGAUUCUCACUGUUUGGAUGACAUGCUUCAAAAGAAACGGAGACUAGAUGGUUCUCCGCAGAAAAUAAGAAGAAAUGAUGGUAGAAAAGAUACAGAACCUAUUAGAAGAGAUGCGACGGUAGGAAAAUCAAGGCUUGCAGAGGAAAGACGCAGUAAUGAUUUUUACGGUUUGGAUGUCAUGCCUCUAAAGAAACCGAGGCUAGAUGGUUCUGUUGCAGUAUCAGAUGGAAGGAGAAGAGAGUCGCAGAAUACAAGUCAUGAUGUUAAAAAAGACGUACAAGGUAUGAGAAAAGAUGUCAUGGUGGAAAAAUCAAGGCUUGCAGGGGAAAGAUGCAGCAAAGAUUAUUACAUGCCUCAGAAGAAACUGGAGGUGAAUGGCUCUGCUGUAGUAUCAGAUGGAAGGUCAAAAAUGUCACAGAAAUUAAGUCAUGAUGGAAGAAAAGAUCCUAGAGACAACGUCACCAGAGGGGAAGUAUAUUCCAUGAAGCCUAGCUUCACUGACAAGAACCAAGAUCUGCGGAUACCAAGAUGUUCUGAAGGAAAAGAGACCAGACAUGUGAGAUUUGCUGAAGGAACAGAAACCAGACAUGUGAGGUUUUCUGAAGGACAAGAGACCAGACAUGUAAGAUCUUCUGAAGGAAAAGAGACAAGGCCUGCAACUGAGAAAGGUCUUAUCAAGAAAUCCAGCCCUGAUUGUAAAAUAUCAAAACAUAGUGAGGAGAAGAGUUUGACCAACGCCGAUUACAGAAGACAUUAUCGAGUCUCCGAAGUGACUCAAAAGCCUAAUGUUGAAGGAAUCAAAUGGUUCCGAAAACUUAGUUGGGAAGAAGAUUUGAGGGAUGGAGAAGGGAAAGGGACGCUGGUUGUUCUCCGAAACUUGGAUCCUUCUUAUACAUCUAGUGAAGUGGAGAAUAUAAUCUACUCUGCUUUGAAUGAGCAAUGUACGGCCAGGAUGAUUGAGCGGACGUCAGCUACUAUUCCUCAUAUCGGUGAAGCUUUGGUGAUAUUCGAGACAAUGGAUGCUGCAAAAAGGGUAAUAAGAAGACUACAUGAGGGAUGCUUGUUGCUACCAAAUGGAAGGGUACUUGUUGCUACUAGUGCUAAGGUGAAUCCUCCAGCUAUGCCUUCAUUGCCGAUUCCUGGCCAUAUCAAUAUUCAGCGUCGAGGGAAGAGAAGCACUGCGGUUACAUCGCAUUGUUGUCAGGGUAACAACAUUGAAUUUGAAAUGGGCAUGGAAUGGUGGCUGCACUUGAGCACAUACAAGCAGAUUUGGAGAUGGAUAUAUGAGCGACAAAUCGAGGAGAAGAAGAAGUUGCAGUUGGAUGUCCAGCCGAAACACACUUAGUUUCAGCAUCAUCUUGUUGUGUUCUAGUGUAAGUAAAUAAAAGCCCCUGGAGAGGCUAUGUCUAACAUCUAAUGAGUGUGAAGAGUUUUAUCUUCUUCUGUUGAAGCACCUGAGAAGGAGAACACAGAGAAGAGAAC